AUGCCGAGAGCGCAAAGAGCACGCAAUGGCAGAAGAACUGCCAAUGCAACUCGAAUGUAUAACAGAAAGCAACAAAAUAACACACCAGAACGUUCUCAAACACUUGCACAGGAGAAACGUAACGCUUUGAGUCCUACUUCAUUUGAAAGCUUGAAGGCCUUUGAUGGAGUCAUUCACGCGACUUUUAAAGCUACUUGUUUUGCUCUUGAGCUUUCAGAAAAUGAUGAGCAAUGGAAAAAUUCUCUAGCGGAGGCAACUCUUUCAGAAAGUCCUUCAAAAUUAAGAGAAUUAUUCGCAAUAAUCAUAGUUUUCUGCCAACCGUCUGAACCUCAAUUUUUGUGGGAACAGUUCAGAAAUGAAUUUUGUGAAGAUAUUCUUCAUACAGAGCGCACUCGAUUAAAUGACUUUCUCGUCGAAGAAAAAGAAUUUAAAAAUUUAAUACAGAUGUUGGCACCGGGUUAUGUUCUUCCCAGUAGAAAAUCAGUUUCCAAUAGCCUUUUGCCUCAGUUAUAUGAAAGUACUGUUGAUAAUAUUAAAAAUAAAUUAAAAAAUGUAACAGCAGUUUGCUUGACAACUGACGCUUGGACUUCAAUUAAUAAUGAAUAUUACGUAGCUGUUACUGCACAUUAUAUCGAUGAUGAUACGAAAAUGUCAUCAAUUCUGAUUGGUUGUCAACAUUUCACAGCCAAACACACAGCUGUUGAAAUGUCUUCUCCCCUUAAAGAGCAGUGGAGGCAUUUUCCAUGUUUUGCUCAUAGCAUCAAUUUGAUAGUGCAAUCUGGGCUAGAGACAGUGAAAUUAAUAUUAAAUAAAGUAAAGGCCAUUGUCGAAUACUUCAAACGCAGUACUUACGCAUUGUCUCGUCUAAAUGAAAUUCAGACACAAGGUAGUUAUUCUGUUUUAAAGUUGAAGCAAGACUGUUCUACCAAGUGGAAUUCUACAUAUGACAUGGUUGAUAGAAUUUUGAAAAUAAAGGAUCCAGUGUUAUCCACAUUAGCCAUUAUUAAUAAUGAUCUAAAUACUAUCACAUUUGAUGAGUGGAAUGUAUUGAAAGUGCUAUGUCAAAUAUUUUAUGAUGUAACUAAUGAAAUAAGCUCAGAAAAUUAUAUAUCUAUAUCUAAAGUAACAAUAUUUUCAAGGGCGAUGGUCAACUAUGUAUCAGGGUUCACUAAUAACAGUAUAAUGCCAACUGAAAUUUGUUCAGUGGCAAAAAUUCUUAAAGAUAAAUUGCAUUCAAGAUCUGACCAGCUUAAAAAUAAUGAAGUUGUGAUGCAAUCAAUAUUAUUAGAUCCACGUUUCAAAAAACAAGGAUUUCCAAAUGAUCAAAAAUACCAAUCGGCAUAUCAAUCUUUAUCAAGGAAAGUGCAAAUCGUACCUAUCGGACAAGACGCUCAAGAACCAGAAGCAACAUUAGGUAUUGGUCCACUUUUUGGACCAGAGACUAUUUGGAAGGAUUUUGAUACCAGAGUUAUUGCAGUAAGUGGUGGUUCGAAUGUGACAGUAGCUGGUAUAUUAGAAUUGGAUCGAUACAUUGCUGAACCUUUAUUAAAAAGAACGGAAGAUCCAUUAGUUUGGUGGAAUGAACGUAAGUUAAUUUAUCCAAAACUAUACCAAUUAGUUUGUCGUAGGUUAUGCAUUGUAGCCACAUCAGUUCCAUGCGAGCGCAUUUUCUCUAAGGCUGGCAUGGUGUUGACGGAGAGAUGGUCAAGACUCACGAUUGACAAAGUUGAAAAGUUGUUGUUCCUAAAUCAUAAUUUAGAUUAA
Sipha flava (yellow sugarcane aphid) is the source of this 1764-nucleotide messenger RNA. Its product is annotated as zinc finger BED domain-containing protein 1-like. Bases 1 to 1764 code for a protein of 587 amino acids. Lineage: Eukaryota; Metazoa; Arthropoda; Insecta; Hemiptera; Aphididae. The transcript has 4 exons. The record is from RefSeq and is a predicted model, not a curated record. Gene Ontology annotation, molecular function: protein dimerization activity.